CUGGGAGGUCGGAAAAGUGAGACACUUAAACGGAGUCUCUGGAAGGCAAGCGUCUGAUUGCAGCAUAGAUACUCGCCUUUUCUGGGCUGCCUCGGGACCUAAUAUAGCGUGACCUGGGGCGACUUGAAGGCCGACACCAAGCUCCCAACAGCAUCAUGUCACAACUGAUCCCGAGAGCCGUGUUGGUGAUGCUGGCUGUGCUGCCAAUACUCGUCAUCUCACACCAGAAGAAAGGCAACGAGCCGACCGUCAUGAUCGUGCUGCCGGUGCGCAACAAGGAGGCCUACCUGCCGUACACUCUGUCGCAGCUCAGCCUGCUCGACUACCCCAAGGAGCGGCUGUCGCUGUGGGUGGCCAGUGACCACAACCAGGACCGGUCGGCCGAGAUCCUGCUGACCUGGCUGGAGCGGUACGGCCCUCUCUACUCGUCUGUGAAGGCGGCCGUCAACACUAGCUCGCCGCCGCUGCGGCCGGACGAACACAGCGCAGUGCACAUGUCGCCCGGUCGACUCCGCGCCGUGGCUGAUAUGAAGCAAGAGGCUCUGCAGACGGCGCGCCAGCUCAGCAUAGACCUGAUCUGGUUCUUGGAUGCCGAUGUCGUCCUACACGACAGCACCGUCCUCCGCCAGCUGCUCAACACGCGGAAACCACUGGUGGCGCCAAUGCUGCGCUCUGUAGGACAACACUCGAACUUUUGUGAGGACGUGACAGAUGAUUUUUCCUGUGUUGAGAGUGAGAGGUUUUCUGAGAUCUACUCCCGCCAGCAGCGAGACUGUUUCGCAGUGCCUUUGAUCCGCUCCUGUGUGCUGGUGGACCUUCGUGACCCCCGCACGGCUGGACUCACGUUCAGCUCAGAUAGGUGCGGGACACGGCCAGAACAGGAGACGCUCGACGAUGCCGUCACGCUGGCGCUCUCAGCGCGUGACGCUGGUCUACAGAUGACCGUGUGCAAUCAGGAGGACUUCGGCCAGUUGCCGGUGCCGCUGACACCAACACAAGAGCCGAAAGACGAGCGACGCAACAUGGUUAACAUGAAGUUGAAGGCGCUGUUGGACUGGGGGCUGCCUCCAGUAGUGCCUCUCAUGCGUCUUUUCCUGCCACACCUGCCCUCCAAAAGUCGACUGGGCUUCGAUCGGAUCUACGUUAUCGGCCUGCAGCGACGUCCGGAGCGCUGGCGACGGCACAGCGCCUGCUUCGACGAGCUCGGCAUCGAGGCGGUUCAUGUACAGGCGGUGGACGGCCGCAAACUGACCGACGACAUGCUGGAAAAGUACAACGUAUCGACGCCCCGCAACAAUGACUGGGGUGUUCGCCUCAACAAAGGCGAGAUAGGCUGCUUUCUGAGCCACUACGGCGUGUGGCAGGAUGUUUUUGACAGCGGUUUGGAGCGUGUUCUGGUGCUGGAGAAUGACGCCCACCCGACGGCCGAGUUUCCCGAGCGCCUACAGCAGCUGGUGGCAGAGGCUGACCGACUCCGACCUCAGUGGGACUUCAUCUAUCUCUUCCGCGAGUUGCCUAGGAACGACGAGCCAGUGGAAGGCGCCGAACAGCUCAUCAAACCGGGCUUCUGCUACUCGGCAAUGGCCUACGUUCUGAGCAGGAAAGGAGCGGAGACACUGCUUCGAGACCGACCCCUAGAGAAUAUGCUCUGUGUGGAUGACUACAUCCCUCUGAUGGCGGGCAAUGCGCCUCACUCUAGGUGGAUCGGCAGGUUCCCCAGUGCCGGGACGCUGAGGACGUUCGCAUCCAGGGACCACCUCAUUCACCCAGCAAAAGUUCGCGGAGAGCGAGGAUACAACAGUGACACGACGGAAGUGGACGGCGUGGUGGGCGCCCGGAGCUGUGCCGCCGAGGGGAAUAUGGAUUCAGACUGUUAUCGUCCGAAUCUGUAGAUAGCUGCUGCAGACAAUGUUGAGUACCCGGCUUUAGGAAAUCAUACUUACCAUUAUAUUUGAGAUAGCGAUACUAACGAGCUAGCGCAACUAUGAACCUUGCACGUGCGUACAGCGCAAGUGUGAUGAGAUCAUACUUACGUGGGUCAUGCUGUUAGCUGAAUACUGAAGUUGUAACAAAUUUGUGCGCAAUUGGCCAGGCCGUAAUUGAGAUAAAUGGCCCCCUACAAAAUUAAUAGGUGCUUCUUUAUUUUGUACUUACGUAGCAGUGCAUUGAGGGUCACCCACAUGCAUCGAGAGUAGUCCGAUACGGGAUGGAAUGGAAGGAAUGAAGCUUACGUUGAUGAUUCUACACCGAUUACGAGUAAUGACUAAUGAGUGCCCAAUAAUUGCUGAGCUCGGCAUGUGCGCUCGCUUUCAGGAUGUGCAGAUUGGUGUGGGAAUGGGAUGCUACGAUUACGAAGGAGACGGACCGUUCAAUCGAACGUGCUAUUGGUUUAAGAAGUAGGGUUGGGAAGAUUCCGCGUUUGUGUCAUGUCGACGGUAUGCAUGUACUGGAAAUAUGUACUGUAAUCAAAUUGGCGUGCAAUACAUACAAACAAA
Amphibalanus amphitrite is the source of this 2495-nucleotide messenger RNA. RefSeq names its product glycosyltransferase 25 family member-like. The record is from RefSeq and is a predicted model, not a curated record. Gene Ontology annotation, molecular function: procollagen galactosyltransferase activity. NCBI's taxonomy places the organism in Eukaryota, Metazoa, Arthropoda, Thecostraca, Balanomorpha, Balanidae. The transcript has 2 exons. The coding region runs from base 156 to 1892 and encodes 578 amino acids.